This is a messenger RNA of Thermochaetoides thermophila DSM 1495, 1020 nucleotides long. RefSeq lists its product as uncharacterized. NCBI's taxonomy places the organism in Eukaryota, Fungi, Ascomycota, Sordariomycetes, Sordariales, Chaetomiaceae. Bases 1 to 1020 code for a protein of 339 amino acids. The transcript has a single exon. Gene Ontology annotation, molecular function: protein binding. The record is from RefSeq and is a predicted model, not a curated record.
AUGAUCGAAGUUCUACACACCAGCCAGGCCGCUAUCAACGGUACUGGGUCUGCAACGUUUCGCAGAGGAGAGAACCAGAGAAUGAAAGAUUAUGAUCUCAACUCUAGGAAGGAUGCAGAGAGCACCAAGCGGGUGCCUCAACGGUCUCAGACUGUCUACGACUAUAUCUUGCCCCAGGCGCCUACCUUCUUCCCCAAGUACACGCUCCCCACGAGACCACGAAUUUUUUGCGAUAGCAUCCCAUCGUCAUCAUCAUCAUCAUCAUCGUCAUCAUCAUCAUCAUCAUCAUCAUCAUCAUCAUCAUCAUCCAUCGCAAGGUCACAAACCGCACAUGACGACCAACUGGUAGACCGACCAUCGCGCAAACCGCCCCUCGGUCCGCCACGCCGCUCCUACUCAGUUACAGACGAAGAACCAAUCCUCUCCCCGCCGAUCGGCCGAAUCUCGAUCACGGACCUCCCUAGUGAAGUGCACUACCUCAUCUUUGGGUUCCUCGACGCUAUCGACAGCACAUGUCUCGGCCUGACGAACCGCCAUUUCUAUGCAAUUCAUCGCAAGCUACACGGUACCGUGCCCCUGACCGCGCGGAGAAAGGGGCCGAAUGAGCUGGAAUGGGCGUGGCAUUUGUCAGGGAGGGUUAUUAAGCGCGAGGGGCCGUGGGAUCAAGUUGAGAAUGGAGAUGGGGAUGGCGGGGGAAGCGGUCCUCCUAAAGAUGGAGGUGGAGGGGGAGCGUCCCCGAAGAAGUUGUCGGAACUAAGAGUGCGUGGGCAGGCGUAUUGUCGGAUGUGUAGGACGAGUCGGUGCGAACUAUAUCGGCAUAUUCAAAGCUGGAUGGGCGAGGAACUGGAGUACUGCUCGGUGAGGCGGAAGUUUGGGUCGGUUGCUCCUGAGGGAGCGACGAGCUAUUGCUAUAUGUCGAGGCCAGGGGAUAUGAGCCAGUGUGGACGGCAUUGGGCGAGGAGUGUGAGGGAUAGGGAGCGUGAGGGGAAGGAAUCUAACGAAGGGACUGCUGGAAAGUGA